CUUUUCCCCUUCAGGCUUAGAGUUAAUAGGAACUACAAGAAAAACAGUUCUUUACAAGAACCAGUUCUUGAUUUUAAUCUCUAAUUACCAUAUUUAUUUAGUGGGGGAGGAGGAGUUCUCGGAAAUAGGUGUGACAGAAGACCCAAGUUGACUAACUCUACCUGUUACACAGAAAAACACCACAUGAGGAAACACUGUUGCUGAAAGAAGGUCUUCCUGUUGGCCCUCAGCUUCUUAUUUUACACACUCAGAUUCUCUGCUGGCAUCAUCAAGUGUGAUAUGGAGAAAAAAACGCUAAAAAAGUACGACAAAAAACAAAGCAAUGGACUGAAAGAGCAAAAUGAAUACAUUCCAUUAGUACGCAAAUUUGAACCAGAUGACAAUCUGGUAGUGCAGCAAAUUUUUUAUGAAGGGCUGAUGGAGAUGGUGCCAGACACUGCCUUCAGAGGAUUAAGACAUCACCCUGAAAGUCUCUGGCUUUAUGCUGCUAUGACAGUUAUAUCUCUUGUCAUCACCAAAUGUUGGUGGGUGAUAGGAGUCCUCCCAGCAAGUGUGAUGUGUUUGCGCUACUUCUACAGCAGACGUGUCAUCCAUGGUUACCUCAGGCGAGCCAUGAACACAGACAUGGGGAACAUUGAGAAGUUCUACAUGAAGCCACCAGGCUCCUGUUUUUGGGUAGCAGUGCUCGAAGGCAAAGUGGUGGGCACUGUAGCAGCAGUUGGCCAGCAAGAGGAAUCAGGAGGUGCUGUUGUCCUGCAGAGAAUGUCUGUUGACCAGAGAUAUCGGAAAUGCGGGGUUGGUGUUGCGCUGGGAAGGAAAGUUCUGGAGUUUGCUGCUCAUUAUGGAUAUUCUUCAGUUAUCCUUGGGACCACAGCAUAUGCACCAGCAGCGCACCGCCUCUACCAGCGCCUGGGUUUCUGCUGUGUGGGGGUCACCAACGGGUAUGCCACACCAGGAGGACGACAGUCUUUACUUGAACAAAUUUUCUACAGAGUACGCCAUCAUCACUAUAGCAUUGAUGUGCAAAACAUCUCAAAUGGACACCAACUCCAGUGAUUGUGCAGGUGACUAAAAAUGAAGGGAAUUUUUGAGAAUGAUGGGAAAGUGAACUUGCAUAGUCACCAUAUUUGCCAGCUUUCCUUUCUGCCUUAAAAUGGGCUAAACUUUAUUAAUAUAAUAAAUCUUUUCUGGUCUUACUGACGAAGGUAAAGUGAAAACAUUCACACAGCAAACUACUGUACACAGUUUUCCCUCCCACACACAUACUUGACUAAUUUGUCUAUAGCAGCUGUGUUGUUUUUAGUCUAUAUUUAAUCUCUACAUAUUUUUCUAAUAUUAUAGUUUUACCUUUGGAAAAUCAGCUGCUCUGCUGCCAGUGAACUUAUUCAUACUUGUGACUGGUGAGGCACUGGCAAUGUCACCCCUUUCAUGUGAAUACGCUUGUAGCUCGCUUGGAAAAAUGCUAGGCUUUAUUAAUGAGUUGAUGAACAGCUUCAUCUUACCACUUAGCCUGAUUGAUAACAGAACAAUGCCCCGAGUAUUGUAAACUAAUUUUGUAAUACAGGGCCCAAAAAGUAAAAGUACAAGAGAUAAAAAGAAAAUUAAUUUCUAAAAAAAAAAGAGAAAUAAUGAAGAGAAAUUUGUAAAGACAGAAUGAGACAGAAUGAACACAGACAAGGAAGCGGCAGGGAAACUAAAGUAAAGAGUAAAGUAAAACUCAGAAAUAUAAACAAACCUGAGACUGGGAUAGACGCACUUUUAUCAGAGAGCCGUUCUUAUUUCAGUUCAUUUUUAUGGGUGUCCUUUUGUUGCUUUUCUCUCUACUUUCUUCUUCAUGUGUUAAACUGUGUUAUUUUUUUUAUUGUACUGGAUUUUGUGAUGGACCAAUUUGUGCCUUGUUGUAAAGAACUCAAUAAAGAUUAUUAUUAUUGUCAUAGUGUUUGCUGACUUAGUACUAUAUGGCUGCUAUUACCUCCCCAUGUCUUUGUUGUUGCUUAUUUGUCUGUUGUCAGGGUAACAUCAAAAACAGCUUUCCUGAAACUGAAAGUUCUUUAUCGGUUUGAAAUUCAUUAUAUUUUAUUUGUACAUUUAUCACAAUAUGUGUGUUAAUGUAACGGCACCGCAGCACUCCAAUUCAAACCACACUCUUUGUGCAUACUCUGUGGGUUGGCUAUGUUCUAUUAUACUCUGUGGCUAUUUUUGACAUUGUAACUGAUUGUGAUACAUACAUCUGCUGGAUGUAUAACAUCUGCUUGGCUGAGAUAAUAAAAGGGUUUAUCUGUCAAACCCACACUUUCUGCA
Oreochromis niloticus (Nile tilapia) is the source of this 2301-nucleotide messenger RNA. RefSeq names its product N-acetylaspartate synthetase. The record is from RefSeq and is a predicted model, not a curated record. Bases 280 to 1056 code for a protein of 258 amino acids. Lineage: Eukaryota; Metazoa; Chordata; Actinopteri; Cichliformes; Cichlidae. Gene Ontology annotation, cellular component: mitochondrial membrane. The transcript is spliced from 3 exons. Gene Ontology annotation, molecular function: L-aspartate N-acetyltransferase activity.